AUGGCUGCGUUCGACAAAUGCAAGACGCGCCCCGCGCACAUUGACGGGAUCCUGAACGGCCUGGAUAGAUACAAUCCAGAGACGACGGCGGUGUUCCAGGACUAUGUCGUGCAGCAGUGCGAGGAUCGGACUUUUGACUGCUAUGCGAACCUGGCUUUGUUGAAGCUCUACCAAUUCAACCCACCCCUCCUCAACACCGAAACCGCCACCAACAUCCUCGCCAAAGCCCUCACCGUCUUCCCCUCCCCCGCCUUCUCCCUCUCCCUCGCCCUCCUCCCCGCCUACACCCAACCAUACGCGACCAGCUCCCAAACCACCCCCGCCAACCUCCCCAUGCAAAUCACCGAUUUCGUCGAAGCCGUCCAGAAACUCACCCGCCUCUCCACUCUGCUCGAAUCCGCGCAAUACGCCACCUUCUGGUCCACCCUGAACUCGGACGACCUGUACGCCGACCUCACGGCUGACGUGGCCGGGUUCGAAGAAUUGAUCCGCAUCCGUAUCGCGGUGGAGGUGGGCAAGGCGUUCCGUGAGAUUGGGGCGGAUGUGCUGAUGGGAUGGCUGGAUAUGCGUGGGAUGGAGGCGCUGGAGAAAUUUGUGGUGGAUGUGUGUGGGUGGGAGGUUGAUAGGAGCAAGGCGCAGGGGGAGAAUGGGGUGGUUGUGAGGGUGCCGAGGAAUAAGGAGAAUGAAGCGAGGGGUGAGGUGAAGGGGGAGAAGGUGGGGAUUGAGAUGUUUGGGCGGGUGUUGCGGAGAGGCUUUGAGCAACCUGCGUAA
Messenger RNA from Uncinocarpus reesii 1704, 771 nucleotides. RefSeq lists its product as uncharacterized. The record is from RefSeq and is a predicted model, not a curated record. The transcript has 2 exons. The coding region runs from base 1 to 771 and encodes 256 amino acids. Lineage: Eukaryota; Fungi; Ascomycota; Eurotiomycetes; Onygenales; Onygenaceae. Gene Ontology annotation, molecular function: ribosome binding; translation initiation factor activity. Gene Ontology annotation, biological process: regulation of translational initiation. Gene Ontology annotation, cellular component: cytoplasm; eukaryotic translation initiation factor 3 complex.